UUAAAGGAAAUAAAUAAAAACAUUAAUUAAUAUAAGCUGUAAUACAAGAAUAAAAAUAACAAUAAAAAUAGUACAUAGUAAAAGUAGCUAAAAUAGAGUAAAAACAAUAUAUACAAUAAAGUUAAAAUACAACUAUGAAAAGAAGUGCAGUAGUGACUAAUAGAAGAGUUAGUUAAAAAAAUAAAAUGAAGAUAUACGUGUUUAGCUUUCGGAACUAGGAACUAACAUAUUUCAGCAUUUUGUUCCAUCGGACUGUUGUUGUGAAACACCGGGGCUGCUCUCCGGCGGACUUUUUGAUUUCAGAUUUGCUGUCUGACACAGAGGAAAUGUUUAUACUACAAAUAAAAAACAAUUCAACAGGGGUGUUUGUUUUCGCUCGAUUGCCUCCUUCCCCGUUAAACAUUUAAAUGUAUUAUCUGUUAAAUAUAGUUUCUACACUCGUGUCAGGACUCAAAUUGAUGUCAUGUUAAGUAACAUCAAGCUGCUUAGACAUUUAUCCAAAGCGGUGCAUCUUCAGCAUGAGUGGGUCGGCUCCACCUCCGCUGAAAAAGAAAAGCUACAUGGGCCAACACCAGAUCAAGAAGAAAAUUAGCCUCCAAGCUCCCGAUGAUCCACCAGAGAGGGACAGCCUGCUGAGGAAGAGCCACUAUCUGUCAGACAAAACAAACACAUCAGAGAACAUCAGCAGAGACAGACUCAUGGGUGGAGGGACAGUGUUUCCACUUGGGGAAUCCACAUUAGCUCUUGAUGAAGAGAUGCUACAGGUGCUGGAUGCUGCAGAUUCUGUGAAGCCUGCAGCUGACAGAGCUCGUCCAGCAACUGUAAACAGACACGCACAGGAACAACCACCAGUUGCAGACAGUAAGAGGGAAAAUGACUUUGUGCUACAGGAGAGAGUCUGUGGGCGAAAUGGUGACUAUAAGAAACCAGGAUGGAGCACUGACUGUGAAGACCUCGCUCAGCGGCUUCUCUUCAGUGAGGACGCGGAGGAAUCAGAACAUGCGCAGAGGGAUCCAAAGAACGGCCAGUCAGUGCCAGCUUCUGCCUGCAUCAGUGGCUCCACCUGUAGGCAGAAUAAUACAUCCAGAAAAAAUAGCUCUGCUCGUAGUGAAGACAAAAAUGGGCAAAAUGUGAAUGCUGAUGUACCUGUGGAUGUAUCCAGAGACUAUAUCUUAUUCAGUCCUACACGCCUGGCAGCUGCCAUGAAGAAAGCUAAACUCCAGAAUCAGUCCACCUCUGUGCUCACAGUGCCCAGUGGCUUAGACCUCAGUACUCUCAGUGACACGGUACCUCAGCCAGGCAUUGCCUUGUGUGCUCCUGCAGAGCAUGCUGAAAAGCUGUUGUUAUCCAGUUGGGGUUUACCAAAACCUAUUUUGGAGCGCUACCAGAAGCACAGAGUGACUCACAUGUUUGAAUGGCAGGCUCAAUGCCUCACUGUUGGACAGGUGCUGCAGGGAGGAAACCUGGUAUACUCUGCACCUACUAGUGCUGGAAAAACUCUGGUGUCAGAGCUGCUGAUGUUGAAGCGUAUAUUGGAGACCAAAAGAAAAGCUCUCUUUAUUCUGCCUUUUGUCUCUGUGGCCAAAGAGAAGAUGCACUACCUGCAGAAUGUAUUUGAAGAGGCAGGAGUCCGUGUGGAGGGAUACAUGGGCAGCACCUCGGCUGCUGGAGGUUUCGCGACGCUGGAUGUGGCUGUUUGCACCAUAGAAAAAGCCAACUCUCUCAUUAACAGACUAAUAGAGGAGGACAGUAUGGGUCUACUAGGUAUGGUUGUGGUGGAUGAGCUGCAUAUGGUUGGAGAUUCUGGAAGAGGAUACCUGCUAGAACUGCUCUUAACCAAAAUCCGCUACAUCGCACAGAAGCAGAACACCUCUGGGUCCCUUUCUGAGGGUGUGCAGAUAAUAGGUAUGAGUGCCACAUUGCCUAACCUGUCCCUCCUGGCCAGCUGGUUAGGUGCACAGCUUUACCAGACAGAUUACAGACCGGUGCCUUUGCAUGAGCAUCUCAAGGUUGGAUACAGCAUAUACGACAGGAGCCUCUCAGUGGUUCGUCAGUUCACUCCUGCUCUUUACGUUAAGGGUGAUGAUGACAACAUAGUGAGCUUGUGUUAUGAGACGGUGAGGGAGGGCCACUCUGUGUUGCUUUUCUGCCCCUCGAAGAACUGGUGUGAGAAACUUGCAGACAGCAUCGCCAGAGAAUUUUACAACCUCAGACAUGCAGAUCGCCAGGGAGAAGCAGAGCCCCAGCCAGUGUGUCUGGAUCAGGAGGGACUAGUGGAUGUCAUAGCACAGUUGAGACGAACUCCGGCUGGUUUAGACCCCAUCCUCCAGCGCACUGUGCCAUGGGGGGUGGCCUUCCACCACGCUGGUUUGACAUUUGAUGAGCGCGAUGUGUUGGAGGGAGCUUUUCGUCAAGGCAUGGUGAGGGUCCUGGCUGCCACCUCUACUCUCUCUUCAGGCGUUAAUCUCCCAGCCCGCAGGGUCAUCAUUCGAACCCCAAUGUUCAAUGGCCACUUGUUGGAUCCGCUCACGUACAAACAGAUGGCUGGAAGAGCAGGGAGAAAAGGAGUGGACACUACAGGUGAAAGUGUGUUGGUGUGUAAGGAGGCAGAGCGUCAGAAAGGUAUCAGCCUCCUUCAAGGUGCCCUUCAACCAAUCAGCAGCUGCCUGGUGAGAAGGGAGGGAGAAGGUGUCACUACCAGCAUGCUGCGAGCCAUACUGGAGAUCAUCGUCGGAGGUGUUGCCAGCACUCCACAGGAUGUGAAGUUGUAUGCUUCAUGUUCACUACUGGCUGCCACCAUGAAAUGCAAUGACAAAGAAAAGGCAAACGAAGAGACCAGCAGGGGGGCUAUUGAGACCUCUGUUGAAUGGUUGAUGGAGAAUGAAUUUAUCAGUAUCCAAAAGCAAGGACAAGAGGAGCAGUACUGUCCCACUCAACUUGGUGCUGCUACCCUGUCUUCCUCCCUGUCCCCUCCUGAGGCUCUGGGAAUAUUUGCAGAUCUCCAGCGGGCUAUGAAGGGCUUUGUACUGGAAAAUGACUUACACAUUCUGUAUUUGAUCACACCCCUGUACGCAGAAUGGACUACCAUCGAUUGGUAUCAGUUCUUCUGUCAGUGGGAGCAGCUCUCAUCAUCAAUGAAGAGAGUGGCAGAGUUGGUUGGCGUUCAGGAGGGUUAUCUUGCUCGGUCUGUCAACGGCAAACCUGCCGCUAAGACAGAGAAGCAGCGUAGACAAAUGGCUAUUCAUAAACGGUUCUUCACUACUCUUGUGCUACAGGACCUGGUGAAUGAGGUACCUUUGGGAACAGUAGCAUCCAAGUACAACUGCAAUCGUGGGCAGUUACAGUCUCUCCAGCAAUCUGCUUCUACAUAUGCAGGUAUGGUCACAGUGUUCUGCAAGCGUUUGGGUUGGCACAACAUGGAGCUGCUGUUGUCUCAGUACCAGACCAGACUGAGCUUCGGAAUCCAGAGGGAGCUGGUAGAUCUGGUCAGGGUUUCCCUCCUGAAUGCAACACGAGCCAGAGCACUCUACGCACAAGGUCUCUGCACUGUUGCUGAAUUAGCCAGGGCUACAGUAGCUGAUGUAGAGAAAGCCUUAAGGAAUGCUGUCCCAUUUAAGAGCUCUAAGCGUGCAGUGGAUGAGAGUGAGGUGGAAGCAGCUGAGCGGCGGAACCUCCGCUGUGUCUGGGUCACUGGUGGACGAGCUCUGACAGAAAAGGAAGCAGCCGUUGAGAUCGUGACUGAGGCACGGCUCCUCCUUCAGGAAGACCUGGCACAGCUAGGUAUUCAGUGGGACCCAACAACACUUGUGUCCCAACAACACACCGGGGCUUCUGUGGUCACCAGCGCUGAUGACCAUUCCAGCAGUAACUCAGACAACUCAUAUAUCAGCUCACAAGAAGCACAGACAGUUAGCACUACAAACCACCAAGAGGUAGACGGGUUUAAGACAAGCAACAGGAGAGAUAUUGGCAGGCGUAGAGAAGAGAGUAAGGAAGAAUCUAAAAGAGAGAAAACAAAAAGCAGAAAAGAGGGAGAAGCAAGGAGAGAGUACAGGAGCAAACCUGAAGCAGUGGGGGUAAAGAAAAAAUUGGAAGAGAGGAGCGUACCAGACAGAGCACAAUUAGGUAAUGAAGUUUUAGUAGAAAGAGUGACAGAAGCAAAUCAACAACAAAGAAAUACAAAAUCAUCUCUGGCAAAUGAAACAGAAAAGCAAGAUGAAAAAAGAGACAAAGAAAAGAGUGAGGAAUUAGAACAAAGAGGCCAAGAGUACAGAAAAGCAGUGCAGAAAGAAGGGGGUGCAAGUAAAGUCUCAGUCAGACCAGAGGAUCAGCAAGCAAGUUGGCCCGUACGUCCUGAAAGAAGCCUGACACAAGAAUUAGCAGAGAUUGUAUCUAGCCCCCUGCUUCAACACAAGCCACCUCCUCAGCCUUGUCCUUCCCCCAUGGCUCCUCCUCGGUUUAGAGCCCUGAUUUCCAGGGUAAAAGAACUACAACAAAGUGUCUCCACAAAGACAUCAAAAGUAGACAACACCACGGGUGACUCACCUGUGCAACCAGGUAGACUGAAACAUUCAAGAGCCCUAAGCAAAGUCCUCCAUUCUAUACAAACUGACAAAAGCCUACAAGAUAAUGUAGAGACUGUGCAGACAUCACACUCACAUAACACGUGCACAUUUCCUGCUCUUGGCCCUGCACAACAAACUCCUUGCACUGUUUCUGCUCCAAGAAAUGAAGACAUGUCAGAUUCUCCUCAGCCUGUCUCUCCUGCCUCAGCUCCCUUAAUCUCACCUGAGGCCAAGCGAAGAAGGAUAGAAGGCGGAGAGAUAGAUACGUUUUCAUCUCCCGAGCUGUACGCAGGAGAUGAGGAGGUUCAGGGAGAAAUGAAAAAGGGAGAAGAGAGUUUUGGUGAGAGCUUUGAAUUGGACACUCAGACAGAAAGGAUCAUUUUUCAACAGGUGGAUCAACCCAGAGAUGGGAAUGAGAGAAGUAUGAAUGAGUUGGUAGAAACUGAAAAGAUAAAAGAGGAGGAAGUGGUAGAAGCAGCUGCAGUGCAAGAGGGAGACGCCGAUGAGAGAAGAAACAGGUUGGAAGCUCCCGAUGACGCUUGUCCCAGAUUCAGUAUUUCUCUCACAGAUAGCCAGAUGGAGCUCAUCCUAAACACCAGCCACCAGAUUCCUUCUGAUCCAGAUGGUGGUGAUAACAUGGAUGAAGAUAAAGAUGAAGUUGGUGAUGAUGGUGAAGUGCCCGUUGCCAAUCAAGCCGUUUCUGAGAGUUCUAACAGAAGCAGUAGCUUCCUCUUCGACAGCCUGUACGACAGCUCUCUGCUGGCUGCUCUGAGUCCACAUCAGAUCGACCAAUCAGACGAAGAGGAAUGUGGCCAGGAGGUCAGAGUCGAACGUCCCUGUUCGUCAACCCAGGAGCGACGGCACAGCGAGCUCCUUGCCAACCAGGAGGCGGAAAAGCAGGAGGCAAUCCAAUGGGGCGAGUCCUUCUUCAACCUGUCUGAGUGGGGUGACUCACUGCUUGUGGGUGAACACUUUCUGGAGAGGCAGAGUGUGCUCAGACAUACGGAGAGAACUGAAAAAGAGCAAGAAGCCAGCCAUCAUGAAGCUGAGCAACCCAACACAGACCAGCUGUCGAAUUCACAAUCUGAACUUGGUCAGAUACAGUUAAAACCUACAACUACUACUCCUAAAGCAUCUACCACAAUUCAAAAUGAGUAUGACAUGGGUAAAGCCAGUAAUAAUCCAGCCCCUACACACAGAAGCGAAGAGGGUAGAAAUGAGAAAUACUUAGAGAAUAAAAGAAAGGAAGAGAAGGAGAAGGAAGAGAAAAUGAAUACUUUACUGUCAGAUAAUGCAGUUUUAAAACAUCCUAAUUUCCAAAAUGCACCUGAAAGUACUCUUUGUUGCAGCCCUGGCCUACAAGAGAUCUUUGACCUCUGGCCUAGUAUGUCUGACCAGCCCUGGCAAAACACUACAACAGGCCUCACAGGCAAACACACUCAGACUGCUGCUGCAGCAGAAGUUACAAAAAUACUGCAGUCCUCGAUACAGGUGAGGAGAAAAAGAGGAAAUCUGAAUGUGCAGGUCGCUGCUGCUGAGAGUGGUUCUCAAAAACCCUCAAGACAUGACAGUGAGAAUGUAACAGAGAGACCAGGCUUUGCUGGUGACCUUAUCCCCCCUACUCAGGAAACCCCACCUGUCACACCAAGAAUAAAACUGACCACCUCGUCUGUCCAGUCGCCUCUCAUUGCUCAGCCUCUCAACCAGUCGACUCCCUCCACCCUCCUGCCAGGGAAACCAGCAGCUCCUAAAACUGUGUGUUCUAAAACUCGCCCAGGAUACACUAAUAAGCAGUCCAGAGCUAUUGACCACAAACACCAGCUGGGACACAAACCCAAGACACUACCUGAAUCUGAGCAGCACACCAAAGUAAACCCCACUACUGUUUCACACCCAACUUUAAAAUCCAAACCCCUGCCACUCUCCGACCAGAACCUCAGCCCUCCACAAGACUGGCCUUCUCCACCCCCCCCUCAGCCAAAGACCCUUUCUGAUACAGAGUCACCUGUGACUGAUGAAGGCUUCACUCUUCAGCUGUCCCAGGAUGCAUCACUCUGUUCCAGCAACUCUGGGAACUUCUCUAUCAUAGACGUGGCAAGUGACAGGGGCCUCUUCCACACUUUCAUUAAUGAGUGGAAAACAAAGGAUCGGUACUCUCUGGCUUUGGCCUGUGAAAAGAAGGAGCACAGGCAGCAGCCUGAGGAGGAAAUAGGAGGGAAACAUAAGAGAGUGUCAGCUGCUCAUCAGAAGCUUCACACAGCUGAUGGUUUUCCAGUAAGAGAUAGUGAGGGACUGGUGCUGAUUGGGCUGGCUGUCUGCUGGGGAGCAAGAGAUGCCUACUACAUAUCCCUGCAGCAAGAGCAGAGCAAAGGUUUGAGCUCUAGUCUGGCCCCUCCUCCACUGGAUGGAAAUCUGCCAUUGAGUGAGAGGCUGGGGCAGGUGAAGGCCUGUCUGAGCAGGCUGUCAGCUGGUCAUGGAGGGGGUGUGGUUGUCACGUAUGACAUCAUUCAGGUGUACAAGACUCUAGUGCUUAGCUGUGGCGUCAGCUUGGAGGGUAACUACGAGGACCCCAAGGUGGCGUGCUGGCUGAUGGACCCUGGCAGUGAGGAGAGGACUAUACCCAACAUGGUGACGGUCUACUGUCCUGAGGAAUUACCUCUGUUAGAUGGACUUGGGAAUGCACACGCACACUGUCCCCGUGUCAGGGCAGCGACCAAGAGUGUGCUUAUAUAUGCUGUCAUGAACCAUCUCACUGGCCUGCUUGAGAAAGACGGCAUGCUCGAGUCUUUCAGGAACAUUGAGAUGCCCUCCCAGGUGUGUCUGGCUCUGCUGGAACUGAACGGCGUGGGCUUCAGUGUUAAAGAGUGUGAAAGGCAAAAACAUGUGAUGCAAGCCAAAAUCACAGCGCUGGAAUCUCAGGCUUACAAUCUGGCUGGACACGGCUUCUCCCUGACUAGCAUUGACGACAUAGCACAGAUUUUGUUCUUAGAGCUCCACCUGCCUCCAAACGGAGACAUGGGUGGAUCGAAAAGUAAGAAGACUCUAGGCUACACCCGGAGAGGUGGCGGCAGAGUACGACUUGGAAAGCAGUUCAGCACCACAAAGGAUGUUCUGGAGAAGCUUCUACCAUUGCACCCGUUGCCGGGGGUGAUUCUAGAGUGGAGGAGGAUCACCAACGCUCUGACUAAAGUGGUGUUUCCCCUGCAAAGGGAGAAGCAAUAUCACCCUGCACUGGACAUGGACAGAAUAUACCCCAUCGCUCAAACACACACAGCCACAGGUCGAGUGAGCUUCACUGAGCCCAACAUACAGAAUGUCCCCAAAGACUUUGAGAUUCACAUGCCCACAGUGGUGGGUGAGAGCCCACCUUCACAAGAUGGAGGCCACAUGACCACCAAAGCAGGAAAGAAAAGACACUCCAUGGUGUCUUCAGUUCCAGCUGGAGGUGCAGAACAAGGCCCGGCCUUCUCUGUCAGCAUGAGACACGCCUUCGUACCUUUUUCAGGUGGAAUGAUAUUAGCAGCUGAUUAUUCCCAGCUGGAGUUGAGAGUGUUGGCUCAUCUCUCCAAAGAUCAACGUCUGCUGCAGGUGCUGAAUGGAGGAGCAGAUGUGUUUCGCUGCAUCGCUGCUGAGUGGAAGAGUGUUGACCCCGAGACUGUGAACGACAGCCUUAGACAACAGGCAAAACAGAUUUGCUAUGGCAUUAUUUAUGGAAUGGGAGCCAAGUCUUUGGGGGAGCAGAUGGGAGUGGAGGAAAAUGAUGCAGCCUGCUACAUAGAGAGUUUCAAGGCCAGAUACAAAGGGAUCAACCAUUUUCUCAAAGAGACAGUGAAGGGCUGUAUAAAGAAUGGCUACGUUCGUACCCUGAUGGGCCGUCGGAGAUACCUACCUGGAAUCACUAACACCAACACACACAUCAAAGCACAUGCAGAGCGCCAGGCAGUGAACUCGGCUGUACAGGGCUCAGCAGCAGACGUUGUUAAACUUGCCACUGUGAACAUCCAGAAACGACUCCGGAAAACAUACCCUGCAGCUCCACAGUCUCACCAGCACACACGCCCAGCCAGUCAUCACCGCAGGGCUGGGUCGUCUCAUCUGAGAGGAGCGUAUUUUGUCCUGCAGCUGCAUGAUGAACUUAUCUACGAAACUGCAGAGGAAGACCUCCUACAGGUUGCCCAGAUUGUCAAGAGGGAGAUGGAGUCAGCAGUGAAACUGUAUGUGAAGCUAAAGGCUAAAGUCAAGGUGGGACCCAGCUGGGGUAACAUGCAGGACCUCGAUAUAUAAUGUUUUAGUAUUUAGUGUGAAAUCAAAUGCCAUGCAGUCAUUGCUUAAGGCUCUGUGAUAUGUAAAUACAAUAAUUUGAGUAUUUUAAAACUACCAUUUGAAAAAUAAUGAAAUAAAUAGAAUAUAAUUGCACUAAAUGAACUUCAUGGAAUGUAUUUAUAAUUAUAUUUUUUGUGUACAAUGUCAAAUUAUACUUGUAAAAAAGAUAAAUGAGAUUUUGUGUAUGAUGGUACCCGGUGUAAUAAAAACAAAAUAUAG
Scomber scombrus (Atlantic mackerel) is the source of this 9107-nucleotide messenger RNA. RefSeq names its product polymerase (DNA directed), theta (gene polq). NCBI's taxonomy places the organism in Eukaryota, Metazoa, Chordata, Actinopteri, Scombriformes, Scombridae. The record is from RefSeq and is a predicted model, not a curated record. Gene Ontology annotation, biological process: DNA-templated DNA replication; double-strand break repair via alternative nonhomologous end joining. The transcript has 35 exons. Gene Ontology annotation, molecular function: ATP binding; DNA-directed DNA polymerase activity; DNA binding. Bases 519 to 8849 code for a protein of 2776 amino acids.